AUGGCUUUUUUUGGAACAAAUAAAAUAGACAGGAAGGGGAAUUUAACAUUUAGUCAUGAAUUGGAGAAGUACAUUUUAAGUGCACACCUGGAGGGAGAACAGUCGUACGAAAGUGGAGUAGGGGAAGACGAAGGGGAUGAAAGUUAUGAACUUGGGGCAAAAGAAAAAUGGGACCCAAGUACAGGCUCCAAAAAGGGGGACACAGACGAAAGAAAGGGCAAAGUGAAUGAUGAAGAAGGGUAUACGCAAUCUGACUCUAGUGCUACUUCUCCAAAUUCAAUUGAAAAGGAGCAUAAAACGGAAAACAUGACAAAUGUAAAAUGUGAAAGCAAAGCGGAAAGCGUGGAAGGAGACUUCCUAUGGAGUGUGAUCAACGCGUUGAACGAGGGGAAAACAAGUCGAGCAUUGUGCUUACGGGGUAGACAAGAUAAACAUGGUGAUGCUGAACGCGUCAUACAGAAAAUGCCCCAAAUUCACUUAAGCAAAAAAUAUAUUGACGUGGGAUGCCUGGCUACUUGGAAAUUGUCAAGCAGUAAAAGCAAAUCGGACACGAAAAAAUUAAAAGACAAUAAUGUGAACACAUAUUGGCAGUCCUCCGGCUUAGGACCACAUACAAUCACAAUACAAUUUUUUAAAUUAACAAAAAUUUCGAAAAUAUAUUUACUCCUUAAUUAUUUAUUAGACGAAUCUUACACUCCUUAUGAAAUAUCCAUCAAAGUAGGAAAUGAUGAAAAUCGUCUCGAUGUUUUAUGUACCACCUUUUGCGAUGUGAACAAACACCCAGUGGACCAUCCUUUUUGGUUUAUUAUUGACGUGGCAAAUUUUCAACUCCACUCGUACUUAUACAAUUACAAUAUGAAGAACGCCUCCAAGCGUAUGAAUUCUAUAUACUGCCGUUGCAUACAAAUUUGUGUCAUGUCUAGUCAGCACUAUGGACGUGACACUCGCAUACGGCAAGUAAAAAUUUUCGGCCCCACGUAUCCUUUUUAUAAGCAUGAUAAAUCGCUCAUUUUGUGA
This is a messenger RNA of Plasmodium fragile, 1017 nucleotides long. RefSeq lists its product as uncharacterized. The transcript has a single exon. The coding region runs from base 1 to 1017 and encodes 338 amino acids. Gene Ontology annotation, biological process: protein K11-linked ubiquitination; anaphase-promoting complex-dependent catabolic process. Gene Ontology annotation, cellular component: anaphase-promoting complex. Lineage: Eukaryota; Apicomplexa; Aconoidasida; Haemosporida; Plasmodiidae. The record is from RefSeq and is a predicted model, not a curated record.